Molecule: messenger RNA, 1266 nt
Organism: Mycotypha africana
Lineage: Eukaryota; Fungi; Mucoromycota; Mucoromycetes; Mucorales; Mycotyphaceae
Product: eukaryotic translation initiation factor 6
Exons: 3
Coding region: 128-865 (245 amino acids)
Biological process (GO): maturation of LSU-rRNA; assembly of large subunit precursor of preribosome; maturation of 5.8S rRNA
Cellular component (GO): preribosome, large subunit precursor; cytosol; nucleolus
Molecular function (GO): ribosomal large subunit binding
Source: RefSeq, a predicted model, not a curated record
CUGUUUGCUGCGCCUUCAAGGUAGAAAAUAUAUAGAGUCCGCGAAAAUUUUAGCUUUUCUUAUUCCCUCAACAUCCUUUGUAAGGAUUUUUUUUCGUUUUCUCAGUUUUAUCAACAGCUUCUGAAAUAUGGCAGUUCGUGCACAAUUUGAAAACAGUAACGAGAUCGGUGUUUUCUCUCGUUUGACCAAUAGUUACUGUUUGGUUGCCCUUGGUGGCUCUGAAAACUUUUAUAGUGUUUUCGAAGGUGAAUUAGGCGAUGUCGUUCCCGUCAUUCACACCUCUAUUGCUGGUACCCGUAUUGUAGGUCGUUUGACCGUUGGUAAUAAGAACGGAUUACUCGUUCCCAGCACCACAACAGAUCAAGAACUCCAGCAUUUGCGUAAUUCUCUACCGGACAAUGUGGCAGUGCAACGUGUAGAGGAACGUUUAUCAGCAUUAGGCAACGUUAUUGCUUGUAACGAUUACGUGGCCCUAGUUCACCCUGAUCUCGAUCGCGAAACAGAAGAAAUUAUUGCCGAUACAUUGGGAGUCGAAGUAUUCCGUCAAACUGUAGCAGAUAACGUCCUUGUGGGAUCUUACUGUGCCUUAAGUAAUAAUGGUGGUCUUGUCCAUCCUCGUACCUCAGUACAAGAUCAAGAUGAAUUAUCUACUCUUCUACAAAUUCCUUUAGUCGCCGGUACCGUUAACCGUGGUUCUGACGUUAUUGGUGCAGGCUGCGUUGUGAACGAUUGGUGUGCUUUUGCUGGUAUGGAUACUACUUCAACCGAAUUGAGUGUUAUGGAAAGUAUCUUCAAACUGCAAGAUGCUCAACCCACGGCUAUCGUCAAUGAACUUAGAGAUACCUUGGUUGAUACUUACUCAUAAGCUAGCCGCUUUGUACGUAUCGUAUUAGAUUAAUUCUUUUUUUUUCCGGCUAGUACUUAUUCUUCCUUCCCUCUUAACGUUUUGGUAAUUCUCUCUCAAUUUAUUUGUAAUUCUCUCUUUUUCUUCAAGACAAUUUCUUUUUUUACCGAUGUAAAAAGCUGUAAUAUAAUUUAACUUAAUAAAGGAUUGGAGUGAGUCUAGUUGAAACUUUAUAUUACUGCUGUCAUUUUAAAAAUUGACGCAGUAAGUGAUCGCACUUCCAGACAUAGAAAUGAAGUAUUAACUUCAAUGCUACAAUGUUAACCCACAGAAUAAGCUCGAAUAUUCCUGGGCUAAAAACGUUAAUGUUGAUAACACUAAUUCUUAGAGAACACAAUGGAAAUUGAAGACAAAAUGCCGUG